AUGACGUCUCAAGUACUUACCAAAGAAGAAAAAUCUCUUCACGACCAAGUCAACAUCUUACCACGACGCCAGCUGCUCAUCGCCCUCGCAACCUUAUCAACCGCAUUGAUUCUGGUUACCAUUGACCAAAAUGGCAUCUCAGUCAUGCUUCCUACUAUCGCACAUGACCUAAACGCUGAGAAUACUAUCUCUUGGGCCGGAACAUCCAGUCUGGUCGCCAACACGUGUUUCCAGAUGCUCUACGGCAGGCUGUCUGAUGUCUUUGGUCGCAAAGUUGUCUUUGUAUCUGCCAUUCUGCUUCUUUGUUUUGCAGACUUGGUAUGCUCGUUCAGUCGGAAUGCUAUAAUGCUCUACCUUUGCCGAGCUAUCGCUGGUAUCGGCGGCGGCGGUAUACUGAAUGUUUCGAACAUCAUUAUAUCAGAUAUUGUCACUCUUGAGCAGAGAGGAAAAAUACAAGGUGUUGUCGGAGCUACCGUUGGUCUAGGGAAUAUUGUUGGUCCUUUCAUAGCUGCCGGUGUCAUUGGACAGACGUCAUGGAGAGCUUUCUUUUGGAUUCUUUCUCCACUGGCAUUUUGUACAGCGGUGCUUUCUUACUUCUUCCUUCCUUCUAAACCCGCUACUGUUGGGUUUUGGGAAGGAAUCAGGAAAAUUGAUUGGGUGGGCACAUUCGUCUCGGGCAUCGCGAUUGUUCUUCUACUCAUUCCUAUUUCCGGAGGAGGAUCCUACUUCUCUUGGGACUCGCCUCUAUCCAUAAGUAUGCUUAGUACUGGUGGCGCUCUACUAAUUGCAUUUGUCGUUUGGGAGUGGAAAAUGGCAAAACUUCCCAUGAUGCCAGUAAACAUCUACAAAAACAUAACGUUAUCUAUCAUGCUGGCACAGAACUUCUUGUUCGGUGCUGUUUAUCAGUCUUAUCUAUAUUACGUUCCUCUCUACCUUCAAAAUCCUCGCCAGUACAGUGCCAUGGAGUCCGCCGCAAUCUACACUCCUUUAGUGGCUGCGCAGGCGAUCUUUUCGAUGGCUUCAGGGCAGUAUAUCAGUUUUCGUCUGAGAUACGGAGAAGUCAUUUAUACUGGUUUUGCACUUUGGACACUCGGCGCGGGUCUGGCUCUAAUCCUCAAUCGACACACUAGCAUUGCAGUCAUUGCCAUAAUUUUAGCCGUCGUUGGAGCAGGGGUAGGGUGUAUUUUCCAGCCAACCCUGAUCGCCCUUCAGGCCCAUUCACCGAAGAGUCGUCGGGCUGUUAUUAUCUCGAAUCGCAACUUCUAUCGCUGUAUGGGCGGCGCUUGUGGCCUGGCCAUUUCUGCUGCAGCCCUCCAAGCCCGUUUGAGGGCAACCUUGCCAGCUGGGCAUAAAGAUCUUGCCAGCUCAACCUAUGUAUUGCCUGAUGGAAUGAGUGGGAAAGCUGGCGUCCUGGAUGCCUAUAUGUCAGCGAGUCACAGUGUGUUCAUACUCCAAGUGCCUCUUAUUGGAGCAUGCCUGCUUGGUACAGCGUUUAUCCGAGAUCGUGGUUUGGAUCCUGUAAAGGAGACUUAG
This is a messenger RNA of Fusarium venenatum, 1533 nucleotides long. Its product is annotated as major facilitator superfamily domain-containing protein. Lineage: Eukaryota; Fungi; Ascomycota; Sordariomycetes; Hypocreales; Nectriaceae. The record is from RefSeq and is a predicted model, not a curated record. Gene Ontology annotation, molecular function: transmembrane transporter activity. Gene Ontology annotation, biological process: transmembrane transport. Gene Ontology annotation, cellular component: plasma membrane.